GAAUUAAUACAUUUGAAAUUCUAAAGUACUUUUCGUUACAUUCGUGUUUAUACUUGUUUUCAUUUAAUGUAAUGUAAAAAAUAUUCAAUUAUGUGGUUUCUGCAAAACUUAAACAGUACCACCAUCUACUACAUCCGACCAGAAAAGGCCAAACACACGGUUAGCCGUUCGGUGGGUGAACUUAUCAUCCAGGGUGAUCAGUCUAUCAGCCGCAAUCAUGCAUUUCUCUAUCCGGAACCAAAAACUCUGAAAGUAGUCGAUGCCGGGUCACGCUAUGGGACGUUUUUGAAUGAAGCCAUCGAAAGUAGUAAGGGUAAAAUUCCGAAUGAUGUGCCAAUUGAGCUGAAGGAACACGACAGGAUUCGCUUUGGAAUGUGUCAAAGUGUGUGGCAAGUUUGCCGGGUCGAAUUUACCUGCAUUACAUCGACGAUCAGUGUCAGUCCACCGCUACAGGAAGCGUUGCGGAAGUUAGGGGGUCGAGUGGACGACACCUUUCAGCGGGAUGUGACCCGAUUUCUAAUUAUGAAAUCAAUUACCACUACGACAAAACUGUUGAUGUGUUUGAUUGCACAGAUCCCUGUCGUUAAGCCAGAGUAUUUUGAGAAGUGUGUAUCCGCUGUUGAAACUGGUUUACCUUUUCCCGAUGCGGAUCGUUUUGUUCCAGAAUUCACAGAAUCGUAUGUUAGUAAGGAAGGAAUUAAUUUUACCAAAGUUCCCGGCCGAGCGUCGUUGUUUACCGGAUUGGUGUUUGUUUUUGUGAAAGCAAAACAUAUGAGUCUGUACGAGAACAUCAUUAAUCUCGCGGGUGGCAAUUGUAUUUCUCCGCAAAAGCGAAAAAUUGCCAAAUCUUUUUUUACCGAGCCGCAUGUUAUUGUGGUGCAACCUUUUACGGAUUCUAUGUCGCAACCUUCAUCGCAGGCUGUUGAGGAACUGACGCAACUUGUGACGAGCGCUGGAAGACGGUUGAUACCGGAUGCAGAAAUUGGACUUGCUAUUCUGGUUUGUUCCUUAGAAAAAUAUUGCAAUCCAUUGUACAAGUUCACAAACAUUUUGGAUUUGGAGACAGUCUCAUUUAACACUCAUACUGAUAUACUAGCAAAAAACAGCGUAGAUUUACCGGAAGCGCUAACACCCACAUGUACUAAGGAGAAUAUCUCGGUUCCAGAAACAGAAUCGCGCGAUAGUUCUCAAAGCCUUAACACUCCCAAAAGUUUGAGCACAAACACGACGAAUUACAGCGAUCAGCCGCUCAAAAUAUCGGAGGUCGUUUCGGAGUUUAUCAAACCCGAUGAACCUUCAACAGUUGCACCUAUGAGAAAGCGGAAACGAGUAGAACCCGCGGAUAAUCUAGUCAAAGAAGUAAAAAAAGUCCGUACUAAAAAUGUUGAGUCAGAAGUUCCGGCAGAUUUACCGGAGCAGGUCGAAAUUUCUGAGAUAUCUGCUAAUCGAUCAAGCUCACAGUCAUCUCAGAUGUCGGGCUUUUUGUCAGUUAAUCAUGACGAAGCGACAACACAGAACCCGCCGCCAGCAGAGCAACCUAAAAAACGCCCAUUGCAGUUAAUGCUGGACGACAACGGUGAUGAUUUGUUCAAUUUUGGAGAGACUGGUUCGAAGCGAACCAAACGACAACCAACACUAGCAGAAUCGUUCAGCACUUCUCAAUCCGUACGAAAUCGAUCAACUAGAAACAGUCACACUCAGAACACGGAAGAGGACCUAUUCUCUUUCGAUGAAGGCAAUUCAAAAAGGUCGAAAAAUAAGUCGAACUUAGGCACCUCUGACGAAAGUUCCAAAAGAUCAACCUCAGUGGUGAAAAGUUCAACGGCAACCAAUUGCUCCACAAAUUCAUCCUACAAACAAUUCAUCAAACCAAUCCAAAUUCCAUCUGAGGGGUGGCUUUCAUCUACAUUUUGUGAUCUUAGCAUUAAAUCCCAGCAUGACGGAACAACCAAGAUCAAAGAAGAACCAGAUGGCGAUGAUCUCGACAAAAAAACUCGUGUGUGGAUUGAUGGAAUGGAAGCCAUGUUCCAGGUGCGAGUUAAAGCAAUGAAUUUGACCUCGCAUCGGUCGGGUUUGGAGGGUAACGAGAGUCGAGGUUUCAAGGCUUUUGUGAAGACCCGCAUUUGUUGUCUUUUCUCUUCCAGAAAUAUAACUACAAACCACAGCAAACGAUAGUGAAGACAAAACCCGUUUGUGUAUUUGACAAUACCCAAGAAGAUCACUUUUGAAAUUUUGCCGAACACAAAUCAAAAAUAAGCUUCAAAUAUAAUGAGAAAGCGGAUUGUUUCAAA
Molecule: messenger RNA, 2291 nt
Organism: Topomyia yanbarensis
Lineage: Eukaryota; Metazoa; Arthropoda; Insecta; Diptera; Culicidae
Product: nibrin
Exons: 3
Coding region: 91-2175 (694 amino acids)
Biological process (GO): mitotic G2 DNA damage checkpoint signaling; double-strand break repair via homologous recombination
Cellular component (GO): Mre11 complex
Molecular function (GO): protein binding; damaged DNA binding
Source: RefSeq, a predicted model, not a curated record